Messenger RNA from Vicia villosa (hairy vetch), 1130 nucleotides. RefSeq names its product nudix hydrolase 18, mitochondrial-like. The transcript is spliced from 4 exons. Lineage: Eukaryota; Viridiplantae; Streptophyta; Magnoliopsida; Fabales; Fabaceae. Bases 96 to 677 code for a protein of 193 amino acids. Gene Ontology annotation, cellular component: cytoplasm; nucleus. Gene Ontology annotation, molecular function: pyrophosphatase activity. The record is from RefSeq and is a predicted model, not a curated record.
UCCUCGCUUCCCGUUAUGCUAUCCACUCAACAAAACUCUCAUUCCUUUCUUUUCCUUAAACUCUCUGUUUCAUUAUUCCUCACAAUCAACUAAAAAUGGUAGCUUUAGUUUCUCAAGAAAAUGUCGUAACAUUGGUUUCUCGUACCGGUCGAGAGUUACAACGUUAUAGAAAAGGUCGUCGUCAAGUUGUCGGAUGUAUACCAUACAGAUUCAAGAUUGGAGAGAAAAAAUCAUUGGAUGUUUUGGAUGAAUUGGAAGUGCUUGUCAUAAGUUCUCAAAAAGGAAAAGGGAUGCUAUUUCCUAAGGGAGGUUGGGAGUUAGAUGAAUCUCAAAAGGAGGCAGCUAUGAGAGAAACUAUGGAGGAAGCUGGUGUGAAAGGCAUUGUUGAGGGUAAAUUAGGUAAAUGGAGUUUCAAGAGUAAAACAUAUGACACUUUAUAUGAUGGUUACAUGUUCCCUUUACUUGUUCAAGAACAAAUGGAGUUUUGGCCUGAACAAAAUCUUCGUCAAAGAACAUGGAUGAGCAUAAGUGAGGCAAGAGAGGUUUGUCAACACUGGUGGAUGAAAGAGGCUUUGGACAGAUUAGUAAACCGUCUUUUGGGUCAAAAACUUGUUCGUGAAAACCUUCGUCCUAUAAAUUGCAUUGGGGAUGCCAAAUCUGACUUGUUAAUAGUGUAAUUUCCUGGAGGGUAGAGAGAACAUGAGGAGAAGAGUUAGUAGGAUGGAUCCAACGAAUUGAGCCAAAAUCAUAUGAUAGUAUAUAUAUAAAAAUAAUGAUAUGAAUAAUAGACUUUUAGAUCUCUCAUUGAAGUUUGCAAUUAGUUUCCCAUAAAUAUUAUUUUUUUUGCUAAGAGAAGGAAUUAGAACAUGACUUUUCUCAUCUUAUAAUGAGAGGGACUAUUUUUAAAUGUGUUUGUGGGAAUUGCAAAACUUGUUGAAAUUCAUUAGGUGACAAAUUGAUUGCUUUGCUUUUAUAAGCAAUGGGUUUGUGCUAAUGUACUAAGAGGGGUGUGAUAUGAAUAUUUGGUUAUUUGUAUGCACUCUAUGAUAGAAGAAGGGUCAAGGUUUUUUUUCACCACUUAUUGUACUAUGUGAUGUGAUUAUCAUUUGUGGAUUAUAAGUUCACUUGAA